ACAGAGAGCGCUCGUUUGUUGCCACUUGUUUGAGAUCGCACGCUCCUCAAGAGAGAGAGAGUGUGUGUGUGAGAGAGAGAGAGAGAGAGAGAGAGAGACACGCGGUCAAACUGAGCCUUAUCUACCGCAGUGGGUCACUUAAUAAGAGCCAUUUGGUGCCAGAGGCGACCCGGUGCGCGCAGGAGCCGCAGUCAGGGGCAGAUUAUCUUAAUAAGAGCAGCAGUCAUAAUCUCAGAGGCCAGCAGCAGAGAGCACAUUGCUCCACACAGGGAAGGAGGAAACACACAGACACGGAAGAGAAGAGAGUGAAAGAGAGGCAGAGUGAGGGACGGACGGCAAGGCAAGCAGUUUAACUUUUACUCUGCUGGAUAAAAAUAACAACAACAAAAGGCUAAAAAGACAAACAAAACGUGAAAGCCAAGAAGCCGGAAAGUGUUGGUGAAGAUGCCGCGGGUAGUCCCGGACCAGAGGAGCAAGUUUGAGAAUGAGGAGUUUUUCCGCAAGUUGAGCAGAGAGUGUGAGAUUAAAUAUACUGGGUUCAGGGACCGACCCCACGAGGAGAGACAAGCUCGCUUCCAGAACGCCUGCAGAGACGGACGGUCAGAAAUAGCCUUUGUAGCUACAGGUACCAACCUCUCUCUCCAGUUCUUUCCAGCCAACCUGCACGGAGAUCAGAGGCAGGUUCCUACAAGGGAGUAUGUGGACUUUGAGAGGGAGACAGGAAAGGUGGCGGUAACGAGCCAAGAUAAGCAGCAAUGCGACAGCAAAGGCAGUGAAGAAGAAGACCGCAAGCAAGUCCAUUUAAAGGCCCCUAUGAUCUUAAACGGGGUGUGUGUGAUCUGGAGAGGCUGGAUCGACCUACAGAGGCUGGAUGGGAUGGGAUGCCUGGAGUAUGAUGACGAGAGGGCGCAGCAUGAAGAUGCUUUGGCCCAGGCAGCCUUUGAAGAGGCUCGACGCAGAACCAGAGACUUUGAAGACAGAGACCGAUCGCACAGAGAGGAUCUAGAGGACCCUGUGGUUUCUAAAAUCUGGGACUGAUGACACACAGACAGACAGCCAGCAGAAAAGAACAGGACGACAGCAGGACCACAGCCCUGGCUCAAACAUGGCCAACGCUGAUGUAGAACACAAGAUGCGCUGAGGAGGACAAGGAAGUAGUGGAGAGAGGAAGAGGAGAAAACCAGGGCUGGCUGUCCAUUCACUUUAAAUACAAUCAACUGGGGAAACAAAUGUCAAUUGAAGCUGCAAUUGUAGACCAAUUGUUCACCAUUAUUUCCUAAGUGGUUUGAAAUGAUCAUUUUCACACGCCAAACAUUUUUUGAGAUAUUUAAAUUUAGAAGACAAUAAACUUCCUGAAGUGAUUGAAUUGAAAGUGAAGCAAGCCCUAGAAAAGAAGGAUUAAAGGACACAACAGACCUGGGCAAAAAGUAGUUGAAUAUAUUUAAAAACAGAGGAAGGAAAAUAAGCUGAUGUGAAGGUGUUUAUUGAGUCACAUGAGUGUUUCAGAUACAUAAAGUGGAGAACCAGACAUCAAAAACUUUGAUAUCUUUUGUCCAGGUCUUCAAGCAUUUAUUGGAUAGGGGUAGAUACAAAUACCAAAAGUAUAUUUUCUAUUAAUACAAGAUGUUGAAAAUAGAGGUAGAGGGGUUGUAAGAGGUUAAAAAUGUUAUUGGGGGGUGGGGGUGGGCAGAAGCCAGAAAGAGCAGAGCAAACGUGAGGUGUUGAUAAAAAAAAAGAACAGAAAAUAGAAGCGAUUCUGCAUUGUUCAGUGUUGUGCAACACUUCACAUUUGUGAACAUGCCCUUAUUAACCCCUGCUAUACCUUGCUCCCUUCCUGAAACCUGCUGUUUUCUUAGACCAAAGUUUACGUUGCUGGAAAGGGAGGGAGGGGAGGGAGCGAAUAAAAGUAGGGGAAACUGAGUCACACUUUAAAAAGUGGGCAGGAGGGAAGAGCUCAUCCAGAGAGAAUUAUGCAAGGUUGUAGGGCUGAGAAGUGUUUGCUACUGUGAUAUUCAUGAUCACUUUAAACCAUCCUUAUGGUGAGAUGCGCAUGAUUGUAGAAUCACAGGUUAUGUGGCAAUAACCUUGAGGCAGGACGGUUAGCAAAGAAAACUACUACAAACUCUGCUGUCUUUGGCUCUGGAAGCGGUUUGGGGUGGGGUAAAUUUUAACGUCCUUUGUCUUCUGAGGGGUUUUGCACUAUGUGAUACAAUCAGAUUUGUUCUCCAAGUGGAUUUUCUUUAUAUGCAUGAAACCAAACACAGGCCUACCUAUGUUCUUUAUUGUUCCCUAUGCAGCCUAUUUAUCGUGAGAGCACUCACUUAACAGCGCUUUGAUAAGGAAUAACUGGGUGAUUCAAGGCUAUGUCACUGUGAAGCCAAAUUUAAGGGUACUCGCAAGCUCAAAAAAGCACAAAAGCAUCUGGUUUUUUUAAACAAGGUUAUGUUUGUGUCCUAAUGAGACACUUGAGCAGAGAAAAUGCCACUUUUGUUGGCCAAUGCGUCACCCAGGUGCACUGAGAAUCAGAUCAAAUGCCACUCUGUGGUGACCGUGCAUGAAAAUGGUGACCCCUAUCCUUUAGUAUCUGUAUACACCUCUGAUCAAAAAAUUAAGCAUAUUUCUUUUUCAGGGCUACAAGGUCAUCAUUACAUUGCAUCGCCGUGGUUUUAAAUUUUUAAGGAUUUAAGUGGUGCUUUAUGGGUUGAGAAAAGUGUCCUAUAUUUAAAAAAAAAAGAAAAAAUGCAGUGUCACACAGCCUUUGCUCAUGAAAAGUUUUGGUGAUACAUGGUUUUCACCGGACAGUGAUGAUGAGUAACAUGCUACUUAGUAUAACAUGCUACUAUUCCAAUUGAUAUCAGGCAAGACACAAGUUCACAUCCACCAGUUGCAUUUGUCACAUGUUACUUCUGUCACCUUAAAUAUAAAAUAAUCGGAUUGCAAUCAACAUUGAUAAUUACUCAGCUUAGAUGAUAGACUAUGCUCUCUAUGGUACCAAUUCAGUUUAGUUAGAAUCCAACUAUUGAUCGAUCAAUCACCCAGAUAUUCCUCAUCAUUAAAGAACUGUAAACGCCUAAAUGCAGUCUACUAUUUCCUGUCCUGUUACAGCACUAGUGUAAUGAAAUGGUUUUGUUAUCUUAUCGUUUUGUUUGUGUGAAAGUCAUGAUGUUUACUUUUUAUAUUACUGCUCACUUCUGUAUAUGUACUCAUUUCUGUUCAUCUUUCAGCUUUGUUAUCAACUAGUAGUAGUAGCAGUAUGCUAUUUUAUGUCAAGUUGAGUGGAAAUUUACAAAUUGUCUCCAGAAAUGUGGGAGUUUGGAGGACUUUUGUUGCUUUGUUUUUCAAUGUUCCAUGUGUUCCUUUUAUUAAUGUUAUUUUUAUUGUUUGUUUUUUAAAGGUAAUCCACUUCCUGGGUUAAAUACAUUGAAUGUGGAUUUACUCAAGUCCUGUUAUUAGGCGGUAUAAAUGUUUUUAUAUUGUGCAACUAGAAGCUCACUUCAUUUUCCAGUGCAGUUAUUUACAGUUAGUGCACUCAACGGUUUUAUUAUAAUUAUUAUAACCAAGAAAAAUCUUAUGUUUAUUCAUGCUUUUCUGUUUUCCCUGUAUGACUUAUUAAGAAUUUUAAUGAGCUAAGCAAACUGGUGAUUUUGUAUCCAUUGAUAGUCAUGUGUUUGUAACAUUUUACAAGAUGUUUUGGAGUAAAGAAAUGUUGUUGCUAAAAAUAAUAGUAUAAAUUUAAAUAAAAAAGUGAAUUGGAAGCUCAAACAUGAUAAACUUGAUGAUAGGACCCCAGCUGGUCCACAGAGAGGUUGUAUGAUUUUAAAAGAACAUGCAAAAUAACUCAAAGAAACUGCUUAAGCCACAAUGGUAACACAUUUGUCAACUUUUCUACAGACUCAUUAGCAAAAACUCUCAAGGCCAAAUCAUCAAGCUCAGGGUGCAACUGAAAACAAAGCAGGAAUUUUAUCCUGACUUUUGGAUACUACAUGGCAGGACUUAAUUGGGGUAACCUAAGGUCAGAUAAUUAACUCUCUCAUUGGUAGCCUUUGUUAAUUUUUUACACACAGAGAUUUGGGAGACUAGGGAGAAAAGCUUAAAUGUUUAAAUGUUUCUCAGAGCGUACUGAUCCUGCAGUCAGCUGGCUGUGUGACUGUUCCUUAAUAAGUUAAAAAUGUGGAAAACACACUUUCUGUGUGAGGGAACCUUCAGUGUGAUAAGCGGUCGAUUUAAGGUUAAGGGGUUAGAGGAAGGCAUUAGAACAAGUGGGAGCAUAAAAUGGGUUGUGGCCCAAGAUGCAGCUCUUGUCAUGUGGGUGAAAGCUGUCAUAGAUUUGCGUGUACAGUGGCUGUUUCCACAAAGUUGAAUAAUUCCUCAUAUGCAUCCAGUGUAGAAAAAGUUAAAGGAGCCCAGCCGUACAGAUCAGGACAGUAGUGCAAGAUAGAAAUUAAAAUCAGUGGAAACAGACAGAGCAUUGGGUAUGAAUUGGUACAAUGAGAGGUGAGGUGUAGGUGGACAGUCAGGGGCAGUUGGGAUGAUUUAGCCUGGGCACCAGGCUUUCUGUAGGUUUUUGGACAUCAGUAAGUCAAGAAUUAAUUGGUUUUGUGUGUACUACAGCUGGACAGUGGUCAAUCAAGCUGUUUCCUGGUUGACUCUUAGAAAAAAAACACCACCCAUUGGUGAUCUCAUGAAAUCUACCCUAUCUGUAUAAACUAGCACAUCUCUUGGUCAGCUCUUUAUGGAUUUAAACAGUGCGCUCAGGUGAUGAAACAUUAGUGAGGGACUGAUUGUAAAUAACAAACUAAGUCAAAUGUCGAGGUUGUAUUUAGAAAGUGACCCCAGUGUAUCACCCUGUCCCACUACACCCACCUAGUUAAUCAUUUUGCCAUUAUUUAGAUGGUUGCCCAUGUAAACACCUUAGUUGAUCCCUCAGUUUUCUUAAUGCAGGCAUUAAGGCAAAAAAUAAACCAACAUUUUCUUUCUUUUUUUUAACCUAAACUGUUUAUCUUCUUAUUUGUACUUAGUAGUUAUUUAUACUUUGGUUUUAUUUAGAGAUCCAAAAAAGAACUCUGUGAUAUUUAGUUGCUUUGUUCUUCCUGUGUGUGUGGUCUGUCUUUCCCUCUGUUUUAGGGUUGAGCUUGUCCUCUUAGAGGAAAAUGAAAUAUGAGAUAUUCAAUUUUAAAUGUUGGAUGUUUUUCAUAAUAAACAUGAAUGAAUUUA
Messenger RNA from Micropterus dolomieu (smallmouth bass), 5214 nucleotides. It is a transcript of the gene cbfb, whose product is annotated as core-binding factor subunit beta. The coding region runs from base 445 to 1038 and encodes 197 amino acids. Gene Ontology annotation, cellular component: nucleus; core-binding factor complex. The transcript has 8 exons. Gene Ontology annotation, biological process: regulation of transcription by RNA polymerase II. Lineage: Eukaryota; Metazoa; Chordata; Actinopteri; Centrarchiformes; Centrarchidae. The record is from RefSeq and is a predicted model, not a curated record. Gene Ontology annotation, molecular function: sequence-specific DNA binding; transcription coactivator activity.